Molecule: messenger RNA, 2043 nt
Organism: Sipha flava (yellow sugarcane aphid)
Lineage: Eukaryota; Metazoa; Arthropoda; Insecta; Hemiptera; Aphididae
Exons: 14
Coding region: 129-1961 (610 amino acids)
Biological process (GO): snRNA transcription by RNA polymerase II; snRNA transcription by RNA polymerase III; positive regulation of transcription by RNA polymerase III
Cellular component (GO): transcription elongation factor complex
Source: RefSeq, a predicted model, not a curated record
AUAAGUGAUAACAUGAUUCGCACAGUUAAAUAAAAGAUAUUCAAUGUGCCAUUAACGGACGAGUUAAAAUUAUGUAGUGUACAAUAUGUGUUUUUUAAUAUUUCAAAUGUUUAUCUAAUACAUUAAUCAUGUCAUCAUUUUCAAACAAUUUGAUUCAAAAUCCUCAAACAUCUCAUGCUAUCCAACAAGUUCAACAAAACUCAGCUUCAACAAAUUUCAACUCUACUCUUAUCAAUGAUUCUAUGAAACCAUUAGAUGAUCCUAAAUAUUUGUGGCAAAAUUCUUUUUAUUUUCAACAAAUCCAAGAACAAUCAAAAAUGCCAGUCAAACAGAAAUCAAAAAAAAAUGAAAUAUUUCAAUUCACCAAUCAGUUUUUGUAUGGAACUUAUAUGCCACCAUAUUAUUCGGUAUUGAAUUUUCCAUUGAUGGAGAAAUUAGUAUUACAUCAAAAAAAUCCUAAAGCUCCACUUGCUAAAUUACUUAUGAUGCACAAAGAACUUAUUGAUCAAGAACGGGAACUUUUUGACCAAUGGCUUUCUUCUAUUUGGGAAGAAAAUUUAAAAAACCGACGUCUCACUGUCAUACCCCAUGUUGAAGAAUAUAUUAAAUCUGCUUAUAACUUUUCGAAUUGUUAUAUAAAAUCACAUUAUAAUGGUAAAUAUACAUCUAAAAUGAAAAUUGACUAUAAUCGAGAAGAAUGUGAAAUGGAGUAUAAAGUAGAAAUGGUACAUUGCUUAAGAGUAAAAAAAUCGAAUAUGGUUUGCUCCAUUCAACUCCCUAAAAUUGAUAUCACAGAUGUUGAAUCAAAAAUAUCUUUUAAAGACCAUGUGUACAUUCCACCUCAAAAAUCACAAUUUAUAAAAGAUGAACUAUGUCACGAACUAAUGAAAGAACAUAGUUGUGAAAUUAGUAUGUGUUUAAGUAGUCUUAAGCAUAUAAUGAGUUUAGAAAAACCUAAUAGUGUAUGGCUUAUUCCUGUUAAUAUAAAUACCGAUAUCGAUAAUCUUAAAACAGUUCAUAUUGGUGGAGCAUUGUCUACAGGGCAUUUCUCCCAACAAGAUAAAAGUUUAUAUUAUCUUAGAAAAGAAUUGAAAAGAAAAUUCAGAGAACUCGUUCUUGAAGAUGAAAAUGGUGAAGAACAGAAUGGUUCUAUAUAUAACUAUGAUAAAUGGAAUUUGAAUGUAAAUGAAAUAAAUGGUAUUUUAAAAAAAUCGUUUAACAUACUUAUAAGAAAUAAACCUCAUAUUCGAAGUUUUAAGAAAUCGAAUCAUGAACAACCUGAAAGUGUGCUUAUGCCAAAAGUUGAAUAUCAACCUGAAUUUGGGUUUGAAAAACUAUGUGAAGAACAACUCAUUGAAUAUUGGCUAGACACAUACUUUAGAAAUCCCAAAACCAAAAUAACAUUAUUUUCCGUGCAAUACAACAUGGAUAUUAUGAUGGUAAAAAAAUGUUUAAAUAUUGAAAACUGCAGUGAAAAUUUAGAGAGGGUUAAAAAAAUGCGUUUGCAAAGAUUGUACAUAACACUUGAUAAAUUAUCAAAAUUAGAUACAGGGGAAUAUGUUUUAUUGCACAAUCCAAAAAAACCAUUUCAAGUUGAAGUUUACCAGUUAUCUACAUAUGGCGGUUUCAAUUUAUUAAAUAUGUAUUAUGUCUUACAACAGACUGAAGUGUCAGAUUCGUUAGUUUGGAACCCUGUCGAUUCACAAAUGAUUUGCCCCAUUCAUGAACAUUUUAAAGUAGCACCAUGCAUGUUCAGGCCAAAUCCAGUAGUACUGAAUGUCCAAACAAUACAUGAUCAAGUUACUAAGUUUAAAACUGUUUUGGAAACCCAGGAAAAAAUUGAGAAAGAAAGAAUUGCAAAAAGGAUGAAAAUUAAGAAAGAGAAAAACAGAGCAAAACAAAAAUUAAAAAGAGAAAACGAUAAUUUGUUUCAAAUGAAAUGUAAAGCAUUAAAUAAAUGAUUAAAUGUAUUUAAGUGAAGAAACUAUAAUUGGCUUAUAGAAUCACCACUGUCAUUGUAAUCUGUUACCAAAAAUUGAAAAU